Molecule: messenger RNA, 1260 nt
Organism: Racocetra persica
Lineage: Eukaryota; Fungi; Glomeromycota; Glomeromycetes; Diversisporales; Gigasporaceae
Source: the annotation of a GenBank genome assembly
AUGCGAAAUAAAAGACUUUGCAAAUGGCUUCGUUCUGGUGUCGUCAAGAAGAAUAUCAAAAACACUCUUGACUGUACCAUUGAUACGUUAUAUGAAAUGUGUCACUUAAAGAACGUCACCCGUGAGAACAUAUCAAGUAGCCUUGAGAACAUUCUUCUCAACGAUAUGACCUUUAGAAACCAGCACAUGACCUUGUAUAACUGGUUUCAAAGCCAUCGUGAACAAAAUAAAACAAAAUCAAAACCAUUUGCGGUAUUUAGAAAAACUCGUGUUUAUUCAUCCGCCUUCGGGUCUCACAUUAACUAUAAUGUUACAAGUUCAUCUGACAACAGUACCGGAGAUGCCAUUAACAUUGAAAAUGAAUCUUCUAUCAAUAUUUCAACCACACCCGGACAAAUUGAAGAUACACGUGAUUCCUCCCCGCCACCUGUGAGGCGGAUAUAUUCUUUUACCGGACCGGAACAAGGUGCGAUUGUGGAGACUUUUUUAACACUAGCGGAAAAGGCAUUGUACAAUUUUCUCAUAAGGCAUGAAGGAAAAAUUUCGGAAAAAGUUGUAAGAGACUUCGCCGCAAGCCAAAUUCCGCCAAUUAAUAAAGAUUUUCGAGAUGCGGAUGUGUUGUGCAUGUUAAAGUUCAUCAUUCAGAACAUCAAACUUUUUUUAAAGGAAUCUGCAUUCCAUGGACUUAACAAGACAAACCCAAUAGAACUUCUGGAUGAAUUUAAAAAAAAGGUUCGUAAUAAGAACGCGCACGGUGUUGUUGAAAAUGAUAAAGGGCGGUGGUGUGACCUUGAUCUGCAACGUGUAGUCCAGCUUACAUGUGAAGUGGCAGCUUGUCUCGGAAAUAAUUAUAAAGAAGCGUACACCGCGAAAGAAAAAUUUGACAAAGAAAUUCAUCAUCGAUGGAGAAACGAAAUUACAGAAAAUAAUUCUUAUGAAUCAUUAAAUUUUCUUUCAGACCUAAAAAACAUUGGUACCUCUUUAGAUAAUAAAAAUUCUGAAGGUUCUAAGACAUUAAAGAGAAAAUUAGGCGAAACCGACUUAGAUGAGAUGACGGAUUUCAUUUUAAUUGUAUUAAACAAAGUGAAAGAAAGGGAUGCGGGUGAAAAGCAAAAAAUUUUGCAGUUGUCACUAGAGGAGAACGAGCCAUUAAUCAAAAUCUGGAGAACAGCAUUAAUCAAAAAAAAUGAAUCUGAUCAAAUAAAUAAAUUCAUUUCACUUGUAAAUUCAAUGUUUAAUACAGUAAGUAUUCAACCUUAA